Messenger RNA from Closterium sp. Yama58-4, 4557 nucleotides. Lineage: Eukaryota; Viridiplantae; Streptophyta; Zygnematophyceae; Desmidiales; Closteriaceae. The record is from the annotation of a GenBank genome assembly.
GUGCUCAACUCCCUCCCAUACGACCGUCAGGCGGACGUGUUCAGCUUCGGCAUGUGCCUCUGGUCCAUGCUCUCCUGUGAGCCGCCCUUUCCCAAGUGUGAUUACAACGAGAUCUCCGACCUUCUGCAGCAGGGCGUGCGCCCCAUCAUCUCCCCCAAGUGCCCCCCCGACUUGGCGCAUGUGCUGCGCUGCUGCUGGGAGGGCACCCCUUCAUCCCGCCCCUCCAUGCCGCAACUCAUCGCCAUGCUGCGCUCACUCAACGUCUUUGCCUCCCGCCAAGACGACCCUGCCAGGGACGCCAGGCUGGGAGCAUCUGGUUCAGGGGAUGCUGGCUUUCCCAGCAGCACCAGCAGCACUGGCAGGAGGAGUAGCAGCACCAGCAGCAGCAGCAGCAGCAGCAGCAGCAGCAAGCAGGCUGGUGGGGCAAGGAGUGGUGCGGAUGAGAGAAGUAGCAGCAGCACUGCUGUGGGAGGCAGCAUGAGUGAUAACCGCCCGCAGAAAGGAGCCAAGCCGUCGCUCUUCACCUCACUCAGCUCUUCCAUUGGCCGCUUCAGCUUCUCACGUGGUAGAUCCCCGCAAGUGACCCUCCCUCCAGCAUUCUCAACACCCUCACCAGCAGCAUCACCAUCAGCAGCACAAUCAGCAACAUCGCCUAUGCCACUACCAACGUCGGCAUCCGAGUCUGCUGCUGUCUCAGUGGCACGACCAUCAUCGGCAGUAGCGCCUUCAGCAGCGGCAGCAGCAGCAGCAGCAGCAGCUGCUGCUGUGACAGUGGCACGGGACGGAGAGGCGGUGAGAGAACCAGCUGGAAACAUUGCUUUAAACGGCACGCUUGGUACAGUAACGACAAAGGGUCGCUCUGUAGAGAGUGCAGCUCAAUCUGGCUGUCUAGGCCAUGAUUCUGCUGCCGAAAGUAGUGAAGUGACUGUCGAGGGCAACAGCGACAUACAGCAACAACUAGCCUCCUCUGAGCCAACCCCCUCUGACCCAAUUUCCUCUUCUCCCCACCUAAACACUCCCCCUCUCCCUCUCAUACCUUCCUCCUCUCUUCCAAACAAUCCACCCUCUCCUAUACCUCCCGCAUUCCUCCCCUCCCACACUACCACCCCCGCCUUCCUGCCUUCCCCUCCCUCCUCCCCUCUGCACUCCUCCCUCCCGCCCCCCUCUCCACACCCCUCCUCCCCCUCUCGCUCCUCUCACCCCUCCCCUUCCCCCUCCUCCUUCCCCCCUUCCUCGCCCUCUCCUGCCGCUUCUACCAGCCCAGCCGUAUCAGCAGCAACAGCUGCAGGUGCUGCUGCUAUCAGCACAGGAGGUGUGGGGGGCAGAGGGUACGCUAUAGCAGGUCGGGUGGCUGGUGCUAGCCCUGCUGCUGCUGCCGCCACUGCCGCUGCGAAUCCCGAGGCGGACCCUGAGGCUAGUGCCGGAGCUAGUCCCGAGGCUAGCACCGAAGAUAGCACCGGGUGUGUGAAAUGGGAAGGCGGAUCGGCAGCAGAGAGCAUUAGCCCUGUCGGCAGUACUAGGAGCAUUGGGUGGGAUGCAGGGGGGGGCAUAACUGCACCUGCUGGGAAUGCUAGCCCUGCAGGGAGCAUUGGGAGCAUGAGGAGUGUGGGGUGGGAGGGGGAGCUAGUGUCGCCUGCAUGGAGUGGGGAGGCGGGGCAGGCAUGGGUGGGGGAGCGACCGGUGUGGGAAAUAAAGCUGAGGGACGUGGUUCUGAAGAGGGAGAUUGCUAAAGGGUCGACAGGGACUGUGUACAAGGGCAAAUACAAGGACUCCACUGUUGCAGUGCGCGUGGUGCCUUGGAGCGAGGUCGAAGGGGAGAUGUCCGAAGGGGAGCAGUGGGAGCAAAGGCGGGCCAAGUUCUUAAGAGAAGUGACUAUAUGGAGACGACUCAAGCACCCCAAUAUAGUCAAGUUCAUUGGAGCAUCUAUUCCCGAGCACCCUCAAUUAGCGACCACCCCCACCACCACUGCCAGCACCAGCGCUGGUAGAGACGACGGAAAAGACAGGGAAAAAGAGGCAGACAGGGAAGAUGGGGCAGGCAGGGAGAAAGGGGAGGAGAGAGAGAAAGGUGCGGAGAGGGAUAAAGGGGCGGAGAGGGAUAAAGGGGCAGAGAGGAAUAAAGGGGCGGACAAGGAGAAGGGGCCACCAGACACGCGGUUCAAGGGCCAUGCGUUGUGUGUGGUGAUGGAGCAUGUGGAUUUCUGUAGCCUCAAGGAGUAUCUUUUCCGGGCAGCCCGGGAACGGAGGAAGCUACCGAUGCCGUUCAUUGUGCAUGUGGCGUUUGAUCUGGCCAAGGGUCUGGCGUAUCUGCACUCCCUGGGCGUGGUGCACGGCGACAUUUGUCCCGAGAACCUGCUUCUGAGCAGCAAGCGCCGCCUCAAGAUCGCAAGAUUCGGGGCGGCACGAGUGGAGUCAUCCCACCCGGUCAGCACCGCCACUGGCAGCUGCCGACGCACCCUCAGCUACAGCGCCCCUGAGGUGCUCUUCUCCCAGCCCUACGACCGCUCUGCUGACGUCUACAGCUUCGGCAUCUGCCUGUGGGAGCUCUACGCUCGGGAGGCCCCGUUCCCGAACCUAGACUUUGGGGAAGUUGCCGAUGCUGUCAAGGAGGGUGUGCGCCCCAUUAUUUCCCCCAAGUGCCCCCCUGACUUGGCCAAUGUUAUGCGCUGCUGCUGGGAGAACCUCCCUGCUGCACGCCCCUCGAUUCCCCAAGUCCUUGAAAUGCUGAAGAAGGUGAAUGUCUUCGCAGCGCUGGAUAAGGCGUUGGACCGAGUCAUGUCCAUGCCCUGGCGCCGCGAGAAGAAGGCGGGCGACGGCGACGGAGGCCUAGGAUUGGGAGCCGCAUGGCAGGAGAAAGCGGAGCAGAACGGGAAGCAUGUGCUGGGUAGGGCGCGUUCACAUGGAAACGGGGAGGGGAGUUCCGUUCUGGCGGCUGCUGCGGCCGCCGUUGCAGCCGUUCGCAGUGACGGUGACGCGGUGGGCUUAACGACGGGUUUGCCACUAACCAAAUGCGGUAAAGAGACGUGCGCGAAGGACGCGACGAGUAAGGAGCGGUGCGCGGAGGUGGAAGAGGGUGCGGAUGGGCGCCGGGGCGAAGGCGACGUUGCUGUAGCGUCGUGGCAGGUUGAUUUACGGCGAGUGACUAUAAAGAAGGAGAUUUUCAGGGGCGCGUACAGCACGGUGUACAAGGGCACCUUCAGGGACAUGGAUGUUGCAGUGAAGGCCAUCGACUGGGGGGAAGCAGGGUCGUUCUCGCCCGUGCUGCGCGCCAAGCAGAGAGCCGCGCUGCUGCGCCAGGUGCACGUGUGGCGGGGCCUCAAGCACCCCUACGUGACUCAGCUGCUAGCAGCGAGUGUGUCUGCGGACUCUACCCGCUGCACCACGCCCCGUGGUGUGGAUGCGCGUUUGAGGAGCGUGGCGGGGUGUUUGAUCAUGGAAUACGUGGGCGACCUGACCCUCAAGGAGUAUGUGGCUCGCGCUGCCAGGGAGAGGAGGAAGCUGCCGCUGCAUAUGGUCGUGGAGCUGGCUUUGCAGCUCGCCAAGGGUCUGGCCUACAUCCACAGCAGCGGUGUGGUGCAUGGGGACGUGUGCCCCGACAAUCUCCUCCUGACGGACCGCAGGCGACUCAAGAUCUCCGGCUUUGGCGUCGCGCGCUUCGAAGCAGAGUGCAAGGCGCGUGGCCGCGGUGGCACACAGUGCAUUGAUAACUCUGGGGCUGCUGGGGAUAGCUGUGGGAGUGAGGCAGGCAGCUCUGGCAGUGCUGGAGUGAAUGGGGAUUCUCAAAAGGGAGCUGGGGUGGCUGGGAGCGAGGCAGAGGGGGAGGCAGGGGCACAGGCAGAGGCAGAGGCAGGGGCAGGGGCAGGGGCAGGGGCAGGGGCAGGGGCAGGGGCAGGGGCAGGGGCAGGGGCAGGGGCAGGGGCAGGGGCAGGGGCAGGGGCAGGGGCAGGGGCAGGGGCAGGGGUAGAGGCAGGGGCAAGGAUACUGAGGGAUUUGCAGGAUGUGACUCGGGAUGGACAACGGGCGGAGAGGCGUGAAGUAGGGCAAGAUGCGGAGGUGGUGAGAGGACAGGUAGAAGAGGCUGGGGAGGCGAGAGAGGGGAAUGGGGGAGGAGAGGGAGGAAGGGGAGAGGAGGCAGAGGAGGGUGUGGUGGGAGGGGGUGGGGAAGGAGGGGAGGCAGGGGGAGUGCAGCAGGGGGACGGAUGGUUGCCUCAUGACGCCAGUGGGGAGACAGGUUCAGUGGGGUACAUGGCUCCUGAGGUGCUAGCUGGUCUGCCAUACGACCGCCGUGCUGACGUGUACAGCUUUGGCAUCUGCCUGUGGGAGCUGCUGACGUGUGAGACCCCGUUUGACUCGUUUGACUUCAGCGAGAUGGCCUCCGCCAUCAGUGAGGGUGUGCGACCCAUCCUGCCCCACAAGUGCCCCCUUGACUUGGCACGUGUCAUGCGGUGCUGCUGGGAAGGCUCCUCUGCUGCACGCCCCUCCAUGCCGCAAGUCAUUGCCAUGCUGGACAAGGUCAAUGUGUUCAGUGGGAAAGAAAUCCCUGUAUACAACAUCUGA